UAUGUAUUACGCUUACGCUUACACCUACCUUACCAUACUGCUGCAUUCACGAUACCCUGAUGCACACUACACACCGCGACGCGACUGUACUUGUUUGAAUCAGAAGUCAAUCUCCAACGAAUAGUAGAUUUGAAUAAAAAGUCAAAUCAGAAGAAAAAAUAUCAAUGUUGAUUAACAAAUUGGCGAAGAGUGAGCAGGUUAUUGUGACGUUAGAUAUAUAUACAGUGAAAAACUAUAAAAACGAGAUAACACAACGAAAAUGUUGAUUUACGACGUGUUGCACAAGGAAAAAGUAUAUCGGAGUGUCGCUAGCGAUCUCCGUGACUUAGGGGUUAAACAUCGUUUGAAAAAGAACGCGAUAAAAAGCGAGAAGGUUGAGAGGAAUCGGACGAGUUCGCGUAAAGUUUUUAAAGUUUCAUUAUCCUAUCAAGCCCUGGACGUGGUGAAUUUAUCUUCCGGAGCGAUUGUUCACGUACCCGUCUUCGUCUGUCAAGCAACCGCUUAUCUCGAAAAUUUCUUGUUUCACGAAGGUCUUUUUCGCAAAGCGGGCUCGCAUGCAAGACAGAAAGAACUAAUAGGACGUCUCGACGCGGGUGGUACAUUGGGUGAUAAAAACCAUGCUAUCGACGUUGCCAAUUGCUUAAAGACUUUCUUUCGCGAUUUGCCCGAACCUCUCAUACCUUAUGCUUAUCACGAUCUCUUCGUACGAUGUCUCGUUCUUCGUACUCGCACCGUUCAAGCCCUCUUACUCGCUUGCAUUCUUUUGCCGCCAUUGCAUCUCAAUACGCUUGCUUUCUUCAUGGGUUUCUUAAAAAAAGUUUGUCUGCAUGAAAACCUCAACAAAAUGAGUGCAGAAAAUUUGGCUACCGUUAUCGGCCCUAAUAUUAUGCCACUCCAAGAAACUACUAUGUCCGCUGUCCAGGCUAGACUCGAAGCUCACCUAGUCAUUGUCAAGCUUCUUAUAGAGAACGCGGAUAACAUUGGUGUUCUACCUGAGCACAUAUCAGAGACAAUCAGCGCUGAAACCAUUGGCAGUGUUGAAACAGAACUCGACAAUUCUGAUCCACUGACUCGUGGACGAAACAAGAAGAAAAAACAUCGCAGUGGUAGCUUGACAAGAAUGUUCAAUGGUCUCAAAAAAAUGGUUGGAAAAAGUGGUUCGCCGAUCGAAGUCGGACAGCCAAAUAAUCAGUUAGUCCCAGCAGAAUUGGAUCCUUUGCAAACACCAUUGAUAAAAGUUGGUAAAAAGCGGAAGGUUCUAGAACCCACCGUUGGACCGGUUAGCGUUAAAAAAAAACGAGAUAUAACGAACGCAAUGUCUACCCGCACGAAUCAGAAUCCUCGAAUUCUACGCACUUCUCCGGUCUGUAGCAACCCAAACCCCGCUAGGGAGAGAAGUCCGGUACACAAGUCCAAGGUCCGAAAAUACUUGGCGCAAAAAGUUCAUUCUGAAGUACGAAUUUUCGAUAAGGUUGAAAAACCAAAGAAAAUGAGAAUGAGUUUGGAACGUUUGUACUCGAGAAGCAAGCAGAGGAUCGCGGAUUCCGAAAUGGACGAAUCCUGCAAAGAGCCUUACAGUCCUUGUAUCGAAAGACGUUGGAGUUCAGCGAGCGGUGCAUCGGCAUCGAAAAAAAGUCGCAACAAAAAAGUGGAAAUAGUAAAAAAAGGAAUAGAGUCGCCAUUGAUGAGAAAGUCAACGACAUUGGUAAACGUUCGUGACGAUUACGAUCGUAUUUUUAUGGAGGCUGAUGUAAAUUUGUCAGACGAUUGUAACGAACAAGCAACUACUAGCUCAACGAAUCAUCAAGGACAAUCUAUAAGAAGAACGAUUGAGGACAAACAUAUAAUAAGCCAUCGUACGAGUAAUUGUCGACGGUCAUUGGAUGCUUUUUUAUUGGCGGCAACGACGAAAGAACGCACCGCGGAUAACGAGAAAACACCGAAACACGAUAAGAAAUUGCGUUCGUUGUGUCGGCGGAUGUCGGUCAACGAAUUUACGAAAAAUUCAACGAAAACAUUGGGAGAAAUGAGCAACGUGGAUUCUUGCAUUUUAUCAAAAAUUUCAACGGACGAGGAAUAUGUGAGAAUACCAAAGAGCGAGUACGAGGAAAUAAAAAGCAGAGUAUCGGCAAUAGAAUCGCGUAUAUCCCAAGAAUUUGGUUGUAUUGCGAACGUAAGCGCUGAGACCGAAACUGGAAGUUCGGUGAGUAAAGUGCAAAACGAAUACGAGAAAACACUGGGCGAGGCGAGUAUCGAGAGUACCAUAACGGCCGAUAAUUUAGCCAAGAGGUUGAGCAAGGAAUUGAAAAUUCGUCGUUCCAGCGAGCAUAAAAUAAUAAGAUCGCCAAGUGCUCGUAAAAUAGGUAUUUUGCGAAGAAGAUCCCAGGAGAAAGCGCCAUCCAGAAGAGUUAGUCGCAACGCCUCUUGGCACAUAACUCAAAGAACAGUCUCCCAAAGCGAUGGGAAAAACGUGGACAAUCGAUUGAACAAUGUUUAUCAAUCACCAAGAAGAGAACGAGGAAUAAGUUGUGAUUACUAUCAAGAUCAAUCGAGGCUGCAAACGGACUCUUUGUGUAGCGAAGAGACCAAUGCCAGAUUAAAUUAUCUUCAAGAACAAUUGCACACUCUGAUUAAUCAUACGACUGAGCAUACACGGGGAUCUUUCAGCGACGAAGACAACUGCACCGGCGACGAUGACCAAAAUGUUUACCAAAUUGAAACUAACACGCUGAAUCGUCGUGUGCGUCGAGCCUCCUCUUUUCACGGUAAUGAAUUCAUCGAUAAUUCCCGAUAUUUCAAUAACCGUGUCAAAGAGUUGAAAAAGACCAACAGUCAUCAAAACGUAUGCGACGAUUCUCGCGACGAUGUAAUGCCGAAAAGUCAUGAAAAGCCGAAAACAAUCUCGUGGAAAGACGCCGCCGGUUAUUUCAAAUCUGAAGUCCGCUCAAAUUUUGGCACUCCGGUUCAACAAACAGGCAGGGCAUCGAUAGCUAAAUUGAGAACUCAAAACGCUGGUAUGGUAUUGGCUAAAGCGAAAUUGUUUGACGACAACGAAAUACGAAAGGUUUGUGAAACAGUGGUUGACAAGAAAAUUCAAGUCAAUGGCGAGCCGAUGAAACAAAUGGGAAAAAUGUUGCCGGGUUCGCGAGGAUUGAAGAAUCAUGAGGUUGAAAAUACUUCGCCUAGAAAAGUAACAAGAAGAAAAACAUCGAAAAGUCCGAAAAAUAAUAACGCCAGAAUGAGAAUAACAUCAUCAUCGAAUGGCCAUUAUUCGCCUGUUAUUAAAAUGGAAUUAACGAUACUGCCGUCCGAACGAGAAUCCCGGCAAACUCCUGAAAAACGAGCAACUUGUCGUACAUGGCAAAACUCGGAGCCAGAGAAUCGUUCGUCCGUGCAUUCCUCCAAUGGUAAAUAUGAAAAUUCGAUCAUCAGAAGAGACAAAGCACAUAUCGAAAAUAUCGUUACAUGCGAUAAUGAAAAGUUCUCGAAACCUCGGGGAUUCGACGAGAAUUCAUCGCCUGCCACGAAUUUUCAAGAUUCAAACAUUAAUGUGUACAAUCCUGAGGCUAAUUCAGCAUGCAAAACUCCGCAUAUAAAACGAGCCCUCGGCACCAAAACGCCCAAGAGCGUGAGAUCUUUGGCGAGGAGGCCAAUCGUCGAUACCCGGAGAACUCCUCUCAAAGCAGUCCCAACGUUGACAACACCAAAACGUCAUAGUCCGAGAAACGUUUUAAAAUCCAGACACCUUAGCAAGCCAUUCGAUUGACGCUAUUUAUCAUUUCAAAUUAUUUUCAUGAAAAUCGCAUCAAUCCCUCAAAGUGCCAUUGUACAAAGUUGAAAAUAACAAUGUGUCGAGCAUCUCGAUUCAAAAGUCUUACGAAAAUUCACGCUUUACGAUCAUAAACUCCUCAAUAAAAUAAUAAUAAGUGGGUAGAAUACUCGAUUUUCAUUAUCUAACAAAUCUUGCACUCUUGGACAAGACUUAUGAACAUGACUUUUUUUCAUUUACAAGAUUAAAACUACAGGUCUUCUGUGAAGACCUCUUCAAAUAAAGCUCCGACUUCGGAGAUAUUUCGAAAUCGAAAAUAAUGAAAAACUUUUUUAUUUUUUUAUUUUAUUUUUAUCAUACAUUUACGUAUAAUCUUUCCCCCAACACCCACUCUUGUCGUUUGACAUCAUCACGGCAUUUUCCUCCAACAACAACAGCAACAUCGAUAAUUACGAUAGUAAUAAUAAUAAUAAUAACAUAAAAAAAAAAAAUUCUCACUUUUCGCGUCUUCUUUUUAUAGACAUGUAGUACGAUAAGCCACGUGUAAGGCAAGAUAAAUGUAGAAAUACACUUUUUUUUCCUA
This is a messenger RNA of Venturia canescens, 4352 nucleotides long. RefSeq lists its product as uncharacterized. The coding region runs from base 260 to 3766 and encodes 1168 amino acids. The record is from RefSeq and is a predicted model, not a curated record. The transcript is spliced from 7 exons. NCBI's taxonomy places the organism in Eukaryota, Metazoa, Arthropoda, Insecta, Hymenoptera, Ichneumonidae. Gene Ontology annotation, biological process: signal transduction.